Varanus komodoensis (Komodo dragon) is the source of this 5652-nucleotide messenger RNA. RefSeq names its product tumor protein p53 binding protein 1 (gene TP53BP1). Gene Ontology annotation, biological process: DNA damage checkpoint signaling; positive regulation of transcription by RNA polymerase II. Gene Ontology annotation, cellular component: nucleus. The transcript is spliced from 23 exons. Gene Ontology annotation, molecular function: histone binding. Bases 480 to 5504 code for a protein of 1674 amino acids. The record is from RefSeq and is a predicted model, not a curated record. Lineage: Eukaryota; Metazoa; Chordata; Lepidosauria; Squamata; Varanidae.
GGUUGUGGGGCCUGUUCUAGGUGAGGCUGCCCCCUCCCGACAGCAGGGCCUUAGCGGGCCUAGCGUUUCCCUCGGAAGCUCUGAAUGAUUAUGAAUACCUGUAGGGCACAGGACCAAAACACAGUGCGCUACUUCAGAGACUAAAAUUAUACGUGCCCAUUUUUCCACAGCCUGAGAAGACAGUAUUUCUUAAUUCACUUGGAUUAUUUUGGAAAGAGCUACUUUUGCUUCAUCUCACUUUAUGUAUAAGGGAAAGCAUGUUCUUGGUUGUCAGACCACAAUUAUGAAAGUGAGACUGGCACUGACACCAUAAUUGUUCUGUGCCAGUUCAAAUCUUGAGUAGCAGACAUUUUAGUUGGCGCUGUCUGUGCUAUUUAAAUUAUAUUGUAGUAUUAAUAUGAAGGGGUCUCUUCACAGGUGAAUGGUAGUUUAAAUGCAAUGGUAUGUGAUGAUGUUAAUGACAAUGAUCCCCUUUGUGGAUGUUAGACUCAGGCACAUCACAACUGGGCUUUGGCCUAGUGCUCUCCCAGAGCCAGGAUCUAGAAGGAGAUGUGACAGAACCUGAUGCAGGCCACCUGAAGCAGAUGCAACCCCCAGUAGUUAACACUGGCUUGGAGCAAGAGGAGGAGGAACAGGACUCUAAAGAUGUUGAAGAUGUAACAGCACAGUGUGAAGAGGCAAGAUCGGAGAAUGCCUGUUCUGAAACGUCAGAGGCUGUGACCAGCGCCUUCCCUAGAACUCCACAGUUUCAUAAAGGACCUGCCAGAAGCCCACCUUCCCCCUGCCAUCCUGAUAGAAUCCCAGAAGUGAAGGAUCCCGCAAGCUGGCAUUCACAGGAUCCUGAGUUCUUAUCUACUCAGGAGGAUAUGUUUGGCCAGAGCAGCGCAACAGAGGGUUGCAGUGUUACCUCCAGAGAGGAAGAAGAAAGUUCUUCGGUAUCUACGCCUGCUGAUCCCCUACAUGUUCUUCAUCUCUCUGGACAGGGCCCGCCUUCCACGUGUCCUUCAGCUCAUGCUGCAUCAUCUCCUGGGGUCUUUCAACCUGUGCCUCUCAUCAUUCCAAGAAGUCCAACAAACGAGGAAGCAGAAGCAGGAAAGCAGGAAGAGGACUCCGUGGCAAGCUGUGCUCCAGGACAGGUGCAGGCACCCGCAGCUGUCUUUCAGGAGGCGCCAGCGUUUGCGCCAACACUGAUCGUACCAUCACAACCCGAGUUUUCCCAUGAUACCUUUCUCCCAACCCUGAGCUUGGAGGAAAGGACCAAGGCACAAGCAGAGAAAGGGGACCUUUCUGAUGCUCGCCUGCCAUCAGAUGGCUCUCAGGUGCCCGAGGCAGCAGCGGUGGCCCCUUUCACGCAGGCCGUUUCUCCAUUGCACUCGGGCGAGGCAUGUGCUUUGGCACUGUCUGCGAGUGGAUACAGCCAGUCCACGGAAGGGGAGGCUAGGGUGGCACAUCCUGAGCAACUGACGGCAGCACCUCGCGGGGCCUCGGCGGAGAAGCUCUGCUCGGCUGACCACUGUGACAGGCAGCAGUUCGGUGAAGACCGCCGGUCCACGUCUGGGCAGCCAGCAACAGGUGCCUUCAGUCGCCAGGCUGGAGCGAGCGAGACCCUCAGAAAUGAGGAUGAGCUGCUGGCCAAGAGAGCCUCGCGGCCAGACUGCACAGCCGUUCCAGAGACGCCUCGUGAGGAACAAGAAGAAGCUACGUUGCCAAGCGGUGAAGAGUCUUCCUUUCACCUGCUGCGUUCUCAGGACAGAGCGGCAGUGCAGCAGAUGGAACCGUGUGCAGCCAGGAGGGAAACUCAAGACGUGCCCCAGGAAUCUGGAGAGCCAGUACCCGUGGAGCCCGCAAGCCUGCAGGGCGACUCCAGGGGCGAUGCAGCGGAGGCCAGUCUGGAAGGGCACAGCAGGUCCCCGAGGGCCAGUCCUGCAGUGGUGCUGGAGCUGCCUGAGACCCAGCCCGAGUGGGAGUGCAGCAGGCGCCAGCAGCGGAUGGGGCAGGGAAGCUGGCCCACGGGCGGGGAAGCAGUCUGGCCGGAGAAGAGCCCGCCUCUGCUGCCCUCGGGAGGAGAGGCAGAUUCGCUGAGGGCGCUGGAGAAGAGGCACGCGGUGCUGCAGCAGCAGGGCGAGGCGGGGCCAGGCCCCCUUCGAGGGAGGCCGCCGAUCCCCGGAAGCGAAGCAGCCGUGCCGGGGAGCCUGCCUAUGUCUUACAAGGGAGGAGCGACCGUGCGCCAGGCGGCCCGUCUGGGGGCCGCGGAGAACCAGGGGGAGAGACCGCAGCAGCCAGUGGGGCUGCGGGGAGAGGCGCUGCUCUGCCAAGGGGCCCCUCCCACAGUGGCCGGCUUGCCCACGGAAAGCCCCCGUCUUUUCCCCUUGGUGAAGGAGCGGGGUGAUGCUCAGCCCUUGACAACCACCACUCCGCCUUUCAUUGAUCAGCUCAAGAAAGGGCCGAGACGACACAGCACUCCUAUUGUGGCUGGAAGUUGUCCAGACAGCACCAUCACAACCAGUGAUGUCACAGCAGAGGACGCCGGUGACGGCACCGUGGAGAGCACUUUGGCUUCUGCCGAGAUGGAGGAGGAGGCUCACGGGGGGAGGCUCGCGGUUGCUCGGGAGGAGGAAGGGAAGCUCUCGCUGCGGAUGAGCCUCGUCAUGCCUGUUUCUGAGGAGAGUGACGAGUCUGUGCCCUUCAGCCUGGAGAAGCCUGCAGUCAGUGAGAAGAGCCCCGUCACAAGAACUUUUUCCAGCUCUCGAAAGAUGACAUCUGUGUUUUCUCAUGUCUGUGAAGCCCAGCAUGAAGACAAGGGCCAAGAUCCUGAGCUCUCUCAUUUAUCAUUGAGGAGUGACCCGUUUGAUUUCCCACCUUCGAAGGAGGAAGAGGAGGAGGAGAAGCUGCCAGCUGGAACUGUGCAGAGCCGAGAGAGGCCUGCGUCAUCGGAUUGCAAACCUGUUGGGGACUCCGGGCUGAGUGCGGAGAGAUCAGUGGGCUGCACAGAGGAGGAAGAGGCCAUGGAGCUGGGCACUGUGUGGACGGCCCCAGAGAAGCCCAAUUCACUUCUUACUGCAGAAGGGAGUGAUCAAGGCCCCGUGGCAAAGGCUGGCUCCAGGAGCAGGGGUGUCCAGACGGGCGGAGAGCUGCUUCAGGGCCUGGCAGCCUUCAUGACAGCGGCCACACAGACAACCUCUCGCAGCCAGGUAGAAGCAGGAACCAGCAUGUUCGGGGUGUGGCCUGAGCAGCAGCAUGCGAACGUGCAAACAGAAGACCCCGCCUGGAAGCCGAGUGGGGAAGAAUUUGAUUUGCCUCACCCACCUGCAGGCAGAGUUCUGCGGCGUCAUAUGCGAACAAUUCGUGAAGUGCGCACUGUUGUGACACGGGUCAUCACAGAUGUCUACUACAAGGAUGGGGUAGAAGUGGAUCGCAGGGUGGUUGAGGAGAGUGAGGAGCCCGUAGUGGAAUGCCAGCAGUGUGAGUUGGAGGUCUCUCCUUCCCACACAAGGAGCUCCUCGUUAGCCUCUGGAGACCUCGGAGACAUCAGCUCCUUCUCAUCUAAGGCCUCGGGACUCCAACAUACCUCCAGUGGAGGAAGCAGCGGUCUGUUGGCUGCUCACAGUGCUGCCAGUUCUGGCCUAGGAAGUGGGCCACCCAGAGGGGGAGCUGGCCAAGGAACGGCAUCUGGAGACGGCGUCUUGCUUCCUGGGAGAAAGCCAAGCCCCAAGAAGGCGGGUGGCCAGCCCUGCUUCCCAGCCCAGAUGGACCAUGCACCAGUUGCCGUGUGUGAGGAUGAGGAAGAGCAAGGCCUGAGCAACCAGAAGGGCUGGAGUGUCCCUCUUACUCCUCGUGGACGAGGGAGAAGAGGCCGUCCCAUUUCACGGUCGACGGGAACAAGGGGCGGACUGCCGGCGAUGGCGGAUCUUGCAGCGGCCACUUCAUCUGAGGAGAAACGUUCUGCGCACCUGACAGGUCCCCGUGAGGGACGGGAGCAGGCCACCACCUCGUUGCGCCGCAGCAGCUCCCCCGAAAUCCCCCUGCAAGAGCGGCUGGGCCUUUCGGAGAGCACAGAGCUCUCCUCCUCCUCCGGGAACAGCCUUGUGGGCCUCCGCGUGGUGGCCAAAUGGUCUUCGAACGGCUACUUCUACUCGGGAACCAUCACACAGGAUGUCGGCAGCACCAAGUACAAGCUGCUCUUUGAUGAUGGCUAUGAGUGUGACGUUCUGGGCCGAGAUAUCCUGCUGUGUGACCCCCUCCCCCUGGAAACAGAAGUGACCGCCCUCUCCGAAGAUGAGUACUUCAGUGCAGGGGUGGUGAAGGGUCACCGGAAGGAGUCUGGGGAACUCUUCUACUGCAUUGAGAAGGACGGGCAGCGGAAGUGGUACAGGCGGACAGCAGUCAUCUUGUCCCUGGAGCAAGGCAAUCGGCUCCGGGAGCAAUUUGGGCUCGGCCCCUAUGAGCCCCUCACUCCACUGAAUAAGGCAGCGGAUAUCAGCCUAGAUAACCUUGUGGAAGGAAAGCGGAAGAGACGCAACCUUGGCUCCCCAAGCACUUCCAGGAGCGCGGGACCCCUUCGCAAGCGCUCUGAAAGUCCCACAGCACCCCACAGAUCGCCGCUGUCUGGCAAGAGGAAGCUGGCCAUCUCUGAUGAGGAGAGGUCCCCAGGCAAGCGCAGGCGACCGGCUCCUUCCAAGGCAGGCACCAGGGAGAUGGAGGACCCACCGAGCAGCAGAGGGGACUCUGGAAAUCUCCUGGCGGUUGAGGACCGGUGGGGACCUUUGCCCCUCAACAAGACCCUUUUUUUAGGCUAUGCCUUCCUUCUCACAAUGGCAAGCCCUGCGGAUAAACUUCCCAGUUGCCGGAAAAUUGCCGUGAACAACGAAGAGGAAGAAGAAUUUUUGGACAGAGCACCUUUCGACAAACACUAUUUGGAACUGCAGCUACAAACUGGAGGUGGUUUUAUCCUGGAGGACUUCAAUGAAAGUCAGUGCAGUGUGGCUUCUCAGUGUCUUCUGAUAGCCGAUCAGCACUGCCGCACCCGGAAAUACUUCCUAUGCCUUGCGCGAGGAAUACCGUGUGUGUCUCAUGUUUGGGUCCAUGACAGUUGCCAUGCGAACCAGCUCCUGAACUACCGGAAUUACUUGUUGCCAGCAGGUUACAGCCUGCAUGAGCAGAGACUGCUGGAGUGGCACCCCCGAAAGAACCCUUUCCAUAAAUUGAAGGUGCUUCUAGUGUCUGAUGAGCCACAAAACUUCUUGGAACUCUGGUCAGAGAUACUUAUGAUCGGGGGAGCGGCUUCUGUUAAGCAGCAAGCAUCAGCCUCAUGGAACAAAGAUGUGAGCGUGGGUGUGUUUGAUGUGGUGGUGACCGACACUUCCUGCCCACCUGCAAUCUUGAGAUGUGCUGCAGCAUUGCAGCUGCCAGUGGUAACCCAGGAGUGGGUGAUUCAGAGCCUCAUUGCUGGGGAGAGAGUCGGAUUCAAGCACCCAAGGUAUCAGCAAGACCAGAUUCCUCGUUGACUCUUCCUUUUUGCUUUGUGGAAACUGUCAUCAGAUUUUAAUUUUUUUUUUUUUUUUUGUAACUUGACAUGUGCAUGAAGUGCUUGUAUAUAAUUUUAACUUCUGGACUUUUAUGAUACAAUUAAUAAAUGUCAAUUUUCUUGUUGUA